AAGGUUAUGAGUGUUAUGAUUAGAGUAAGUUCUCCAGGUAUUAAUUUUCCCCUGUGCCACAUCCCCCCGGUGCUAACGAACCUCCUUCUCCAGGUGAACGGGCACGACGUGAGCGGGCUGAGCCACACUGAGGCGGUGCAGGUGUUCCAGGAGGCGGAGGAGCCCAUCCUGGUGCAGGUGUUGCGGCGCCCCCACAACAACAACACCCAGCAGCACCCGCCCUCGCCCCCCGCCCACGCCCACGCCCCGGGAAAGCAGGGGAGGAAGGGCGAGGAGGAGGAGGAGGAGGAGGCGCGGGAGGAGGAGGGGAGUGUGAGGGAUGGAGAUAGCAGCACAACGGGGACGCAGACGGAGAUUUCCCUGAUGGGCGUGAGCGAGUGGGAGGUGGCGGCGUCAGCGUGGGCGGCGGCAGCGGCGGGCGUGGGCGUUGGUGUGGGUGACGGGAGCGAUUCUGACUCCCCGGACGGCGACUACAUCUUCCCCGGCGAUCUCCCGCAGUCGAUCUCGCAGUACUUGGAGCAGGAGAUUGACCUUGAAGAGAUCAUCUUGGAACGCACCACGGAGAAUGAGAAACUCGGCCUCACCCUCUACUACAGCAACGCCCCCGCCCCCCCGCCCACGCACGUAGCGGAGCAGGACCCGGGGGCAGCAGAGGACGAGGGCGGGGGCGAUGGGGGGGCGGGGCAGCAGGCGUACAAGGGCGUGGUGACGGAGGUCCUCGUGUCCCAGAUUGAGCAGGGGACGGUGGCGAGCAGGGACGGCAGGCUGAGGAUAGGCGACCAGAUCUUGCAGAUCAAUGGUGUGGAGCUCACUACCAAGGCUCAGACCGAGGAGCUGUUUGCUGGCUGUGGCACGAGGGUCAGCCUGCUAGUCUCCCGCACCCAGUAUUACGACGAGGAUGACCUGGUGGAGGGCGAGGUGCUGGAGGACGUGGUGGAGGAGGAGGAGGAGGUGGAGCUGCUGGAGGCCAACUCGGAGUUCCUCACAAGCAGGUCCCCGGUGCUGUCCAUGCGCAGCAGCAACAGCGGCGACAGCAAAAAGGUCUCCCAGGAGGACUCGGCCCACGCCAGCACCACCCGCUCUUCCUCCUCCUCCACUUCCUCCUCCUGUGAACGGAAACCCACCAAGAGAGACUCCUCCACAUCCUCCACCUCCUCUAGAGGCUCACAGGUGCAGGUCGCUGGCGCCGGCACGAUGGAGCGGGAGAUGGCCGUAUUGGGGGAGAAGAUGGCAGAGCUGGCCCAGGAGUGCGAGGAGCUGGAAGCAGAGCGGCGGGGCGGCCCCAAGGAGGUGGAGGCCCCGUACAAGGUUCCUCUUGAAGUGCAGCAGAAGCAGCAGCAGCAGGCACUACAGCAACAAAAACGGUCUCCAGCCAAAGGGUCAGUCUCUGGGCGGCCGCCAGCCAGGCCGCCGCCGCCCCCUGGCUCAGAGUCGGAGCACAUCUACGAGUCCAUCCCAGACGUGAGCGAGUCUGACGAGCCCAUCUACUGUGUCCCGUAUGAACCCGGCGGUGGCGGCAGCGGCCGCCGCCGCACGCCAGGCCGCGCCAGCACCCAGCCCCGGCCCCAGGGCCACCAGAAGGCCCUGCAGCCCCAGCCGGCCCAGUCUGGCCGGGCAGGCCGGGGCAGCGGCACCAGCAGCAGCAGCGGCGGCAGUGUGCGUGAGCGGCGGGCGGCAGAGCGGAAACAGUCCGUGGAGAAGUGGAUGAGGGAGAACCCUCACCCUCGCUCCCCCCCUUCCACCAAGCCAUCACCAACCCCCCCGAAGCCCCAGGAGGAGCGGGACUCCUCCUCCGCCUACAACACCGGGGACUCCACCGGGAGCACCCACCAGCCCCCCACACUGGAACUGAGCCUCGGCCAGGACCCCGCCCUCAGGCAGUCCACCCUCACCCUCUGCCCGCCCACACACGACCAGUCACUCCAGGUGAGCCUUGAGUCGGACACAUACUCCGCCAUCUCCUGCGACAGCUGCCGCCGCUGCAUGAGGCUUCCGCCCCUCCAUGCGUCCCUCCCACAGAAGAGCAGCGGUGCGGGGCGGAGUCAGGACUCAGACCACGCCUCCACCGCCCCACCCCCCCAUCCCCCCACACACAAGCCCCCCGGUGCUCCCCCAGACACGGAGAGCAACAGGAAUUACGUGACCUUCCUGCCGGCCCAGACCAUGUACACCAACGCCGCUAAUCUGCAGCAGACCAUCUGGCUCCAGCAGCAGCUCUUCCGGCAGGCCCUCACCAGGGACACCAGCGCCCCCUCCACCCCCACCUCCACCCCACGCGGCCUGCCCCCCCGCGCCCCGCCAAGAGCCCACCAUGACCAGCCCGUCAAGAUGGAGUGGAAGGUGAAGCGUCGGCCUGAUGGCACUCGGUACAUCACGCAGCGUCCCGUCAGGAGCAAGAUUCUGAAGGAGCGUGCCAUCAAGAUCAACGAGGAGCGCGCCGGACUGACCACAGACGAUGAUGCCAUGUCCGAGAUGAAGCUUGGCCGCUACUGGAGUCGGGAGGAGCGCAAGCGUCACCUGGAGAAAGAGCGAGAGCGACGGCGGCGACAUGAGCUGCUGCGUCGCCAGCACCAACAGCAGCAGCCCCAGCCCCAGGCAGCACAGUCCCAGGCCCCUACAGCACACCUUCCCCCUGAGGAGCCCGUGCAGCCGCCCCCACGUCCCAGCACCCUCGAGAACGGCCUUCACCAGGCGCUCUGGCGGGACCACUCCAGCAGAAGGAAGACCUCGGCCACCCUGGACGCCUCCCACAGGAAAGUGUCGUCCUCCAGGAAGCGUGAGCCGGAGGAGCCGCCCUAUGGAGUGAGGACGCCCGUGGUGCCGCUCAACCCGCCCCCGCCGCCACACCAGGCCGGCCAGCAGCUGGUGAAAGGCCUCCUCUCCGUCACCACCGUCUGAGGGCACACCAAGACCUCGCGUCACACGAGUUACUUAUAAGUGAUACCGAUCGCUUCCUUCCUUUGGGUGACGCAGCCGCUGCACAGGUGCACUCUGACCCCUAAACACGAAGCACUUGCCAUGUGCGGCCUGGUCCGGUGACCCAAGGGGAGGAGGGACCCACAAUAGAUCAGAGCAUGUGACUACACCAGCAUCUCUCCUUGCUCACACUGUUUCUCUAACCUCAGAGUGAAGCAGGUUGUGGCAACACUCACUCGGUUCACUCUCGAGUGCAGCGCAAUCGUUGCCGCGCCGCCUGCACCCACUGGGCCUCCCACGUGCAUUGUUCAGAGACAUAAUCUGGCCCUGCAGAAGGAAAAAUUGCUGUUUUAUACAAACAAUUGACUGUCUCAUUGUGAUAAAAAUCCACAUGUUCACUUUGAUAAACAUGUAAAUACUGAGACACUUCCUUUGCCUACAAACACAGCUUCUAAAUUCAUCUGAGAAGAAUUUUCAGUCUUCAGCUUCACCGGACAAUCAUUGAACCUUCAGGCCACUUGCUUUGGCACUCACUGUAUCCUGCACAGUUCUUGAACAAAUUUGUAGUACUAAACAUUUUCAUAGUAAACAUGACUAUAAAACAAAGUUUUGCUUUUAAAGGAAUGUAAUAAUAUCAUUUUAAUCUUAUCAAAUUUUUUUUUAAAUUCUGAGACUGAAAUAUAUCCUUGAGCAAAGUUUAUGCAAGACUCUCCACACCCACGCCCUCACCGCCAGUGUCCAGCGGCAGCCUCAUGGUUUAGGGCUGAGCCUGUUCCCAGGACACAAGCUUUCCUGGCUUAGCGUGCGAGUUCCCUAUGGAGGACUUGCUAUUCACUACGGAGACCUUGCUAUUCACUGCAUUGAGUAGACCAUCUUCGUGUGUGUGCGUGUGUGUGUUGGCGCUUCAGUAGUCACAGCGAUGCCCAGCCGUUGCUCUCCCUCCCUGGCCGAGGUCUUGUGUGUAUCCCCACCCUGAGGCUGAUGGUGACCGCUACCCUCGGGCACCCCUGGAGGCAUAAUGAAUGACAGCUGAUCUACCAAAAACUCCAAACUCCCUCCCUCGCCCUCCUCCACCCGGCACCCCAGCUGUUAACGUUAGCUCUAUAGUGCAACCUAGUUCUCUUCAUAAGUUUCUUGUAAAUAAGUGGUUUGUACAGGAGAGAAUGGAGCAGUGUGUCAUAAAGAGAAUGGUUUGUGCAUCCUUUGUAAACAGGUUGAGGCUCCUAAUUUGCACCUGUUGUGAAGCGAUGCUCCAGACAGAGGCUGCACUCACCUCCGAUGCUGAGUGAUGCUAGGAACAGACUGCAGCCACUCGCUCACUCCCGGCAGCUGAGUGAAGGGAUAGAUGAAGCAUGCUUGCCCCUUCACUGUGGAGGGGCAGAGCAGCAAAGGCAGGCAAAGUCCUCUUCUUCCUUCUGCAGCGUGAUAGAAGGCAGCGUUCUCACCCCUGCUUGCCUGGAGUGGCCACCGGCAACACCCUGGAAAGAUAAGAGUGUGUACAGGGUGUGCUGCCCACCUGUGAGCACCUCUGCACGCAGCACGUGUCAGGAGAAACACUGCUUUGGAAUAUUGACCUUCAGCUUGAAUAUAAAGUUUGAAUAUAAAGUAUCAAAAUGAUCAUUUAUUUGCACAAUAUUUUCUAUAACCACUCAAAAUGACUCAAGUUUUUCCCUGACACAUGCACUACUGUAAAGGGUGCCUAAGAGGUGGUAGACCAAGCCAUGCCCACAUGACCCAGGCAGGGCGGUGGGUGGACAGGCAGGCAGAAAGACGCAGCAUUUCCCAGCCAGUGCAUGGGUGCCAGUGUUCCUGGGCCGGCACCCAAUAGUUACCAUGAGACACAGCCACCCUCACACCCUCCAGCCCACAAACGCUGCCACUCCCAUGCACUCGCUGCCCAGACCAGAGACACAGAACAGUCUCUGGCAGCCCUGUGAGCAUUACACUCUUGGCUCGGCUCCACCAGCAAGUUUUGUACAUAACACUGAAUGCUGCUCACUCAACUCGUCCACACGUGUGCACCAUCAUAUAUGUAUGUGCACACACACACACACACACACACACACACACACACACACACACACACACACAGUCUAGCAGAGGAGAUGGUGUUUGCAGACAACAUACAGAGCUUUAAAAACAAAUAAAGAAAUGUAUAGAAAAAUUUAUCAGGAGGCUGAAUAUAACUUGUAUAGCUCAUCCCUGUUAAGAAAAUAUAAGACUACACACACACACACACACACACACACACACACUGUUUUAUACUUGGUGUUUACAUGUGUAAUAAAAGCAAAAAAAUCAACAUGUCAGUGAAUCAAGUCUACACACACAUUGGAGGCGCCGCCGUGUCCCUCCAAGCGCUGGUCGGGUUUUGUAUCUUCAGGAUUUUGUCUGUGCCGCGCGCAUCAAAAGCGUCAUUCAUCCGACUUUCUGUGGCUUCAAAGCAUUGAGCACAGUUGUGUUUCCUACAUAGCUCUUCUUUUUGUUGUUGUUGUUGUUCCUGCAAGGCUGAGGGUGUGCUGGCCAGUCCAUGUGCACCACACCACUCCAGUUACCUAUCACAACCGGGGGAAAUAUAACUUUGAAAAUGGUGGACUUACAAAUCUGCUUCUGCACUGCACUUACCAUCCCUUGUCUGGCAUUCACAACAUGACUCCAGACCGAAGGACCAGUAAAUGUCGUGCUGCUCCAUACACUGAAGCAGCCACCCUGACAGUCCCCUUGUGAACUGUGGCAGGAGAAUGAAGCUCGGCCAUGGUGAAGGUUGACAUGCAUUCUUGACUCUUGGCAGUACAGGAUUUCCUUCAUAAACCUCAACUCAAGUUUUCCAGAGUGCCACCAUAUCAACAACAAUUUGCACUUAAAAAUAAUUAUACAAAAUUGAUCCCCUUGAAGCUGCCUUCAGGAAAUAAUGGAAAAAAAUUUACCCCGCUCUUAAAAAUAAUUGCAAAAAGUUGAUCCCCUAAAUUUACCGUUAAAAAAAAAUACGGUUAAAAUUUGAUCCCCUAAAUUUGCCCUUCAGAAAAUAACUAAAAAGUCAACCCCCAAAUUUGCCCACCAGAAAAUAAUGGUAAAAAAAUGACCCCUUACAUUUCCCCUUCAGAAAAAAAAAUCAUAAAAAGCAGACUUCUAAAUACGCCCUUCAGAAAAUGAGUAAAAAGUCGACCCCUGAAUCUCCCCUUGGGGAAGUAAUGAAGAGCCCUGCCUACCCACACACGGCCACGGCAGGUCCCUGGGUGAGCAAGGUAACUGGAGCGGAGGGCACGGACUGGCCACCACAGCCCAGUCCGCUCCGUCAGGCCACUGUGUUCGCCGAGGCAGCAGCCGCCCCACGCCAGCGGCCGCCACACCACUAGUCUCCCUCUCUUCCCUCCCUUGGUGAUUUUAAAAAUUUAUGCAUACUCUAUAUUGAUGUAUAUUUGUGUAUAGGAACAAAAAAGCUUUAUAUUGAAUAUGGCAGUUUAAGAAUAUGUUAUGCUUGAAAGUAAAUCAUUGAUAUUUA
This is a messenger RNA of Eriocheir sinensis (Chinese mitten crab), 6418 nucleotides long. RefSeq names its product PDZ domain-containing RING finger protein 4-like. The coding region runs from base 7 to 2898 and encodes 963 amino acids. The transcript is spliced from 10 exons. NCBI's taxonomy places the organism in Eukaryota, Metazoa, Arthropoda, Malacostraca, Decapoda, Varunidae. Gene Ontology annotation, molecular function: protein binding. The record is from RefSeq and is a predicted model, not a curated record.